Messenger RNA from Amphiprion ocellaris (clown anemonefish), 5415 nucleotides. It is a transcript of the gene atp8b1, whose product is annotated as ATPase phospholipid transporting 8B1. Gene Ontology annotation, cellular component: plasma membrane. Bases 156 to 3902 code for a protein of 1248 amino acids. Gene Ontology annotation, molecular function: magnesium ion binding; ATP hydrolysis activity; ATPase-coupled intramembrane lipid carrier activity. Gene Ontology annotation, biological process: Golgi organization; phospholipid translocation. The transcript has 30 exons. Lineage: Eukaryota; Metazoa; Chordata; Actinopteri; Pomacentridae. The record is from RefSeq and is a predicted model, not a curated record.
CGGCGGGUCUGAGGCGGCGGGGAGCAGGGCGGGGAGCAGCCGCCGCAGAGACUCCACAAGCCGGAAGAGCAGCACAACAUGGUGCGGUGACGCCGAGCGACGACCGGAGGAGCCUUCAAACGUUCAGCUGCACGAAAGAAAAUCGAGGUGCUAAGAUGAGUCGGCGGCGGACAGACUCCCAGGGUUCCCUGGGGCCCGACGAUGAGGCCAUGCCGUACAGCGACGACGAGACGGACGACGAGUUGGCAGUAAGUUCUGAAGGGGAACCUGAAGCACCGCCAGGAGCUCCACAUCCCCCGGUGGAAACUAGACCCAGUGACAUGGGCUGGAAGGUAAAAGCCAACGACCGAGCUUAUCACCAGCUGCCAGAGUUUCAGAAGAAAGUCUUCCUGUGCAUCAAGAAGAGCCGAUACUCUGGAAAUGCCAUUAAGACCUACAAGUACAACGCCUUCACCUUCCUGCCCCUGAACCUGUAUGAGCAACUGAAGAGAGCAGCCAACCUUUACUUCCUGGCUCUGCUCAUCUUACAGAUCAUUCCAGAAAUUUCCACCCUGCCCUGGUACACCACGCUUAUCCCUCUGGUCGUGGUGCUGGGAGUGACCGCCAUCAAAGACCUGGUGGAUGAUCUGGCACGUCACAGGAUGGACAAGGAGAUCAACAACAGGAAGUCUGAAGUCCUGCUGAAUGGCAGGUUUCAGGAGGCAAAAUGGAGGGACAUCCAGGUUGGCGACGUGGUUCGAAUGAAGAAAAACGACUUUAUUCCGGCCGACAUCCUGCUGUUGUCCAGCUCCAACCCAAACAGCCUCUGUUAUGUAGAAACUGCUGAACUCGAUGGAGAAACCAACCUGAAGUUCAAGAUGGGACUCCGAGUGACUGACGAGAGGCUUCAAGAGGAACGUCAGCUGGCCGAGUUUAAUGCCCUGAUCGAGUGCGAGGAGCCGAACAACCGUCUGGAUAAGUUCCUGGGGAUGAUGCUGUGGAACCGGGAGCAGUAUCCGUUAGAACUGGACAACAUGCUGCUCCGAGGCUGCAAGGUCCGAAACACCGAGGAGUGCCACGGCCUGGUCAUCUUCGCAGGAGCCGACACCAAAAUCAUGAGGAACGGUGGCAAAACCAGGUUCAAGAGGACCAAAAUUGAUGAGCUGAUGAACUACAUGGUUUACACAAUCUUCGCGCUGCUCCUCCUGGUGGCGGCUGGUCUGGCCAUCGGUCACACCUACUGGUACGAGGAUAUCGGAUCUAAAGCCUGGUAUCUGUAUGACGGCAAAGACCAGGACGCCUCCUACAGAGGCUUCCUCAGCUUCUGGGGAUACAUCAUCGUCCUCAACACCAUGGUGCCCAUUUCUCUCUACGUCAGUGUGGAGGUGAUUCGACUCGGACAGAGUAAGUUCAUCAACUGGGACCUGCAGAUGUAUUUUGCAGAGAAAGACACACCAGCAAAGGCUCGAACCACCACCUUGAAUGAGCAGCUCGGUCAGAUCGAGUACAUCUUCUCCGACAAGACAGGAACUCUGACGCAGAACAUCAUGGCGUUCAAGAAGUGCACCAUCGCUGGACGAAGCUACGGUGACCCAACCACUGCUGAAGGAGUGUCGCUGGACCGAGGAAGGCCGGUGGACUGGAGCUGGAACCGCUACGCCGACAAGAAGUUCCAGUUCAUGGAUAAUUACCUGGUGGCUCAUGUCCGAUCCAAGAAGGACAGAGACGCUAUGGAGUUCUUCAAGCUGCUGUCGCUCUGCCACACCGUCAUGGUCGAGAACAAAGACGGUGAACUGGUUUAUCAGGCGGCGUCUCCGGACGAAGGCGCCUUGGUGACGGCGGCCAGGAACUUCGGCUUCGUGUUUCUGUCUCGUACUCAGGACACCAUCACCAUCAGGGAGAUGGACCAGGAGACCACCUACGAGAUGCUGGCGCUGCUCGACUUCAACUCGGACCGCAAGCGCAUGUCGAUCAUCCUGAAGUUUCCUGAUGGUCGUAUUCGUCUGUACUGCAAAGGAGCCGACACCGUCAUCUACGAGCGACUGGCGCCCAACUCCAGACACAAGGAGACCACCCAGACGGCUCUGGACGUCUUCGCCAACGAGACCUUGAGGACUCUGUGUUUGUGCUACAAAGACAUCAGCGCCCAGGAGUACGAAGCCUGGUCCAGGAAGCACAAAGACGCCCAGCUAACGUUGUCGAAUCGAGACGCCGCUCUGGACCGAGUGUACGAACAGAUCGAGAACAACCUGAUGCUGAUCGGAGCGACCGCUAUCGAGGAUAAACUGCAGGACGGAGUGCCGGAGACCAUCGCUAAGCUGGCCAAAGCCGACAUCAAGAUCUGGGUCCUGACUGGAGAUAAGAAAGAAACGGCGGAGAACAUCGGAUAUUCCUGUUCCCUCCUGACAGACGACAUGCAGAUUCACUACGGAGAAGACGUCAAUGAGAAGCUGAGCAUUCGUCAGGCCAACAGGAGGAACGAACCUCAAACUGUCUAUCGACGCAAAAAGAAACCUGCAGAACCGUUCUUCACCCAACCAGGCAAAAACGCUCUGAUCAUCACCGGAGGAUGGCUGAACGAGAUUUUGUACGAAAAGAAGAAGAAACGCCGCCGUCUGCGUCUCCGUCGUCUGGGAAAGCGACCUCCUCCCAGCAGCCCUCAGGACGGACAACCGAUGAAUGACCUGGAAAAAGAAAUGAGACAGAUCGACUUUGUGGACAUGGCUUGUGAGUGCGAGGCGGUCAUCUGCUGUCGCGUGACACCAAAACAAAAGGCCAACGUGGUGAGUCUGGUGAAGAAGUACAAGAAGGCCGUGACGCUGUCCAUCGGAGACGGAGCCAACGACGUCAACAUGAUCAAGACUGCAGACAUCGGCGUCGGCAUCAGCGGUCAGGAGGGGAUGCAGGCCGUUAUGUCCAGCGACUACGCCUUCGCCCAGUUCCGUUACCUGCAGCGCCUCCUGCUGGUUCACGGACGCUGGUCCUACAUCCGGAUGUGCAAGUUCCUGCGUUUCUUCUUCUUCAAGAACUUCGCCUUCACUCUGGUUCACUUCUGGUACUCAUUCUUCAGCGGAUACUCCUCACAGGUCGCCUAUGAAGACUGGUUCAUCACUCUCUACAAUCUCUGUUACAGCAGUUUACCUGUUCUACUUGUUGGACUUCUUGACCAGGACGUUAACGACAGACUGAGCCUGAAAUUCCCCAAACUCUACCUGCCCGGCCAGCAGGGGACGCUCUUCAACUACAAGAACUUCUUCAUCAGCCUGUUCCACGGCAUCUUCGUCUCGCUCAUUAUCUUCUUCAUCCCCUACGGAGCGUUCCUGCAGACGAUGGGGCAGGAUGGUGAAGCUCCCUCCGACUACCAGUCCUUCGCCGUCGUAACCGCCUCGUCCUUGAUCUUCACCGUCAACCUGCAGAUCUCUCUGGAUACCUCCUACUGGACCUUCGUCAACUGUUUUGCAGUUUUGGGCAGCAUAGCUAUCUACUUUGGCAUCAUGUUUGACAUCCACAGCGCUGGAAUCCACGUCAUCUUCCCCUCUAUUUUCACCUUCACUGGUGCAGCAUCAAACGCUCUGCGUCAGCCCUACCUGUGGUUAACCAUCAUCCUGACGGUGGGCAUCAGCCUCCUGCCGGUCAUCUGCAUCCAGUUCCUCCAUAAAACCAUCUGGCCCUCUGUAGGAGACAAGGUCCAGAGAAACAGGAAGAAGUACGAGAUGGAACUGGAGGAGAAGGAGAAGAAGAAGCAGCCGUCGGCCUUCCAGCGAGGCCGGCGUUCCCGACGGUCCGCCUACGCCUUCUCUCACUCUCGUGGUUACGCUGACCUCAUCUCGUCCGGGCGAAGCAUUCGACGGCGUCCGGCGGCCCGUGGUGGACCCCAGGAUAGCAUCAGGGAGGUUCCCCACCGAGAGGCCGAAAACAUCUGAGGGCGGCUGAGCGGGAGACGGAGCAAAACUGCAGCCGGAAGGGUUGUAAAUAUUUGGAAGUAUGAUGAGCGUUUGGUAUAUCUUUUUGUUGAGUCGCUGCUGGACGGUCAACAUCAGAAACACCGACAUCAGCCUGGUCGGAGUUCAAGGAGACCUUUGUGGUGUUCAGGUGCCUCAGAGGGAGAUAAAGGAAAAGAAGUUGCUUGACUUUCAGAACUGAAAUGAGGAGCUUGGUUUACCACCAGCAAACUUGCGGUAAAGUUAAAACUGCCGAAUGUGGUUUUGCUCCAGACUCUUCCGCCUCCAGCUCCACCUCAGCACAGAGUUGCUGUGAAAAUGCAAAAAAGAAAAGCUCACCGAAGAGAAGACCUCCGUUGCUGGGGUUCGAGGUCAUGCAGUGUCUGUAUGACUGACAAUGUUGUUUAACUCAGGAUUUUUAAAAUAAAAGCCUUAUUUUUAGUGAGUUUGUCCCUGCUCACCACCACUGGAGCCAUUUCGUUGUUCAAUAGGAUGCUUUUUGAUGGUUUUAGCUUGACGUCCGUGAAGCACCCAAUAUAUGAGUGUUUUGUUCAAAUUUUAAAAGUCCAGUUAAUUUAUCUACAUGAGAUCUAACUGCAAAAUCUGUGGAGUUCAGUUUUCUUUCCGUCCGUUGAGCCCAAACGUUUUCCUUUAAAACAGUGAGCUGAAGCCAAACACGUCAAAAUAUCAUCUUUUAAUGUUUUAUUCAUGGCAGUAGUGGGAUGUUACUAUGCCAGGCUAUGCAAGGUGGUCAGAUGUUAUAAAGCGUGUCUUAAUUUAACAAUAACUUGUGAAUAGUGAUCAUUUUUCCUCUCCGGAGUGCAUGUCAUGAAUAUGUGUAGGAAUUUGAGGGAGCUCAUCCUGAAAAUCUUUUAAAUACCUCUUUCAAAGCUGGGUUAUUUCUUCUAUACCUCACAUUUUGUUUCAGUUUUAUUUUUCUAAGGUGCUCUUUAAAAGCCGUAGGGGACCUCUAAAGAGCUCUGGUUUGUCUUUCAUCAUCUGCAAAGUUUCUUUUCGGCUUCUUACAAUUUGCAGAAUUCAAGUGCUUGUAAUAGAGAAAGAAACACAGCAUGGACGUCUUGGUUUAUCUUCAUUUGAUUAUGUCUUAGAAGUUUCUUUUUAUUUUCUUAACUUCUUGUAAGUUAUAUCACAUAUUCCGUAAGUCUAAAAAUGACAGUUUUCUAUGUGUGCACUGGUUGUUUACAACUAAUCCAAUGAUUUUGCUCUGUUCCUUUUUCAGUCCUGCUCUAAGAUUUAUUGAUAUCUGCGAGACAAUGCUAAGCCAAAACUGACCAUGAUUCCUGUUCUGACUGUUACUGUAUCCUCCUCAUGCUACCGUUUCUGUCCGCAGGUAAUAGUCUUUUAUUACUGAAUGACUUGAGGCAUGUGAUCAGGAUUGCUGUUGAGGUUCUGCAGCAGUUUGGUCUUUGUCAUAUGAUGGUAUUUUAUCAUGCGGUUGUUAAUAAAUGCCAAGGGCACAUUUAGCAAUCUGAAA